Molecule: messenger RNA, 3171 nt
Organism: Opisthorchis viverrini
Lineage: Eukaryota; Metazoa; Platyhelminthes; Trematoda; Opisthorchiida; Opisthorchiidae
Exons: 8
Coding region: 13-2805 (930 amino acids)
Source: RefSeq, a predicted model, not a curated record
AGUGCUUGACCUAUGCAUGCACAUCCCCAUUCAGUCGUGUCAACUCCCUAUUCUUACGAUUCCAACACGAUCCAACAAGGUCAAAUACAGAUAGUGGAUACCAAUGUCCUCCAUUCAGACUCAGAGCCUUUCAUGGCUGGCCUGAGCGCUGAAGUGUCCAAUUCAGACUCUCAGCUAAUCUACUCAGAUCCAUCCGCAUCCGGCCCUCCACAGCUGACAGACGAACACUACUUGCAUGAUGGUUCCACGGACAAUAUCAUGUAUCAGCAAACCGCGAAUCCGUUGGUCAUGCCUCAGGGUUCGCCACAACAGGAUAUGGAUAUUGAGCCCAUUGAUUUGGAAGAGGUCCAGAAAAUCCAAGCCCGAAUGCCAGCCGCCGACCCCAGCGCCCCUGUAGGUUCGAAUAAAAAUCCAAUCCGCAUCAUUCAACAAGGCAAUCAAUACAUUACAACACAGGACGUGUCGGAUGAACAUUUGCAGCAAAUUAUCCAGGUUCUGACCAACCAAGCUCUGAUUUCCAGCAGCAGCUCCCGACCGAGUGCGAUUUACAAUCGUCUCACAAAUCGGCGUAUCAUUUUCCGGGUGACAAAAGCUAAACGGCGCCACGACGACAACGAUGCCAGUAGCGGCGGCGGUGGUGGCGCUACUGCUCCUGGGGUUUUCGGUCCCGAUCGCUCUCGGGCUGGCAUCGGUAAGCCUAAACAGAGAAACACAGCAAAGGGUGGCAGCCGAAAGCGUCGGAAACGAGGGUCAGAUGAGGAGGACCCUGAUUUCGAACCGGAAGUUCCCGAGGAAGAAAUCCUUCCAUUCCCUCUUGCGCGACGAACAUCCACAUCUGGGCGAAUCUCGAAGCCACCUAAACAUCUGGUCAAGGACUAUAAGCAUCUGCGCCUGGAGGACUUAACCAGCAAACCAGAGUCUGAUGGAGAGGAUUACCACUCAGAUGGUGGCUACUCUGAUUAUAUCAAUUCCGGCGCCGGGUCUUCAGAUGAGGAUAAAGGUGGCCCGUAUCCAUGUUCUGCUUGCACCAAAAUAUUCAAUUCGCGGGCGGGUCUCACUCGACAUCGGACGGUCGCUCAUGGCUCGAAUCAAGGCAAGCCCCGUACAGUCAAUCCGUAUGUGGCAGCAAUGAGACGCCGAACGAAGCUAAGAGAGGCAGUGUCUCAAGCGACUGAUGACGAGCUCAUCGAAUUUGCUGCUCCUCGGCUUUCCAAGUUGCUCGAUCCUUGGGACCAUCUGCUAUUGCGAAGUGUAGAUGGAAACCCAUUGUCCCCUCAGCUUCCCCGUGUGGUACUGGACUAUUUGAGUCUAGUUGAGCGAGCGCGCGCAUUCCUUGUUGCCCAUUUGGAUCUCUGGACACCAAACGUGGCCGAAAGCCGUCCACGAGAAUGCGAACAAGCGUCAAACGAUCAAGAACAAGAGCAGACGUUAGAACCAGAAGAGCAACGACAACAACGAAACGGAGGUCUGGCAUUGGAACGACACCAGCAGGAAACUGUCGAGCAGACGGCUGUCGUCUGCCCACUACCGUCUGAAACGACCGAAAACCACGAAGGUGGCACGCUGGACGAAGUUUUACCUCAAGAAAGUACCGCUGACGAGGUUGCCAUCAUUCCGGAACUUGUUGAUGGGGUGGCAGAAAAUCCUUCGGAAGUUGAACCUACCACCGUGCCUACGAAACCUUCAGCCCAGUCGGAAGCGGAAGGGGCCGUGCCUGAUGGGCCUACUCAAAAUGGUCGUCCCGAUAGUCCGAACGAAAAUAGUUUGGAUGAAUCAAGACGCGUGCUGGAGCGAAACGAGGAAGAAGAGGACGAGGACGAAGAUGUUGAUGAUGGACAAGCAAUAAUUGUCAAGAUUGAUACGGAGGAACAGUCCAACAUCCUCGGUCUUCCUUGUGGGAAGUAUGUUGUCAAAGAUCCACUGUGUGAAGACUACCUUUCAAGGCGCUUCCGCUCCAUAUUAGCCGCUCAGCGAGCCGCCGCUAUGUCUGCAGUAGAGGCCGAAGAAGAAAAAUCAGAACAGCCCGAAGAUCGCCCAACGGUUUCUGUGGAGGCCGCAGAUGAUACUGAAGUGGAUGCAACUCUUCGUGAAGACAUCCAGCCCGCCAUAGAAAGUGAGGAGGCCUACCAGACCAACGUGAAUACGACAAAUGACGAAGAACCUCAAGGCGUGGUAGCAUUGGGCGACGAACUAGUCUUGGUACCCGAAGGUGGAUUAGGUGGCCCAGUGCCAGAAGAAUGGCUGACCAGUGGAGCCUUCCUCGCCGUUCUUACAGAGGCGGGAGAACUAUGUGACCUUGUGAUGGAGGCCGCUACUGGGCGUUUGUUCCAUCGGCCCACGGGACAUCUGGUCAGUUUAGCGGAUGGUAGCGCUGUCAGUACACAACAAGAACCGGAAGUGCAAGCAGUCGCAACACUGCCAGACUACGGUGCCUAUGAGGACGAACAACCAAGCGCCACUGCCAUUCCCCAACGAUCUGUGGCGCAGGACACUCGGCCUGCUGCGAAGGUUCCCAGUCCCCCGAAACCAAAGGGACGAUCGAAAGCGAAACAAACGCUUCAAGAACAACGUGAUCCUGGGGAGUUUGAUACCGCAGCUUCGGAGCAAGAACAACUUCUACAGCGCCUGGCGGAGACCGGUGAAGUAAUAGACCUCAAUACAUUGUUUCCGGGGGUUUCUGUGACUGAAGUCUCCCCGGGAGUUUGUCUUGUGACCAAGCCCAACGGUGACCGAUUUAACGUCGAACACGGCGGUGAAGGGAUCACACUGGAAACUUUACAAACUAUCCUCCAAAUGGAUGCGUGAGGCCCAAUACAUUCAGUUUCUUGGGCCUGUAACACUUGUGCAAUUGUUCUCUCCUUUAAACCAUCUCUGGUACUUAACCGUCACACCUCAUGUACAUAGUCCGCUGUCUGGAGGCAUUGGCUUCUCUUGAAGGUCACGUCGUUACCAAACGCUCCAGAGUGCUUAUGCUCAAUAAGGUGGCUUCCUCAACUUCGCUUCGACCCCAUCUGAGCUGGUUGGAACCAGGAAUCCUGUACAAAAGAUUCUUCCUGUUGAUCCUCUCUUUCACAACUCUGGUACCUGAUUGAGCAACAUCUUUUUUUUGUAAUAAUUCCAGAUAGCGUUGUAUAUUCGUGUGUUUUCUACAUUACCCAAUCAUCACCCGAG